Messenger RNA from Prunus armeniaca (apricot), 1413 nucleotides. NCBI's taxonomy places the organism in Eukaryota, Viridiplantae, Streptophyta, Magnoliopsida, Rosales, Rosaceae. The record is from the annotation of a GenBank genome assembly.
AUGAGAUCCAACGUGGAGCUAGUAUGGCCAAAGUCAGAGGCAUAUUCGCCACGGGUGAACAAUUGCUCACAUGCAAAUUCAUCCCUAGCUGCAAUUCGAGUGAAGUUGAGUGCUGAACAAUUAGAAGAAUUCAAGACAUCAUACUUUGGCCAUCUUCUAAAUAUAUAUAAGAUUCAGUUUAGCGGGCAGAUUGUGCAUGGGGUUGUGUUGCGUAGAGUAGUAGGGCAGGGUGUGAAAGACUUGGAUGGACUGAGUUUCUUAAUAGGGUGCGACGUUGCUCAGUUCACUCGUCAGGAUUUCUGUUUGAUUAUAGGGCUUUGUUUUGGGGAAGUGCCUGAAGUUUCCAGUGGAGAAAGUGAUGAAAUUAGACUUCAGAAAAGAUAUUUUAUAGACGAAGGAAUUACAUGUAAUGCUUUAGAAGAAGCAUUUCUGAGGUGCACAAAGGAAGAUGACAUCUACAAACUAGCUCUUGUUUACUUUGUUGAGUUAGUGGUUUUGGGAAGGGACAAGCAUUUGAACAUCAAUCUAAAUUACUUGACCCUUGUAAAGGACUUGGAUGCGUUCAACAGGUAUCCGUGGGGUUUGGUGUCCUUUGACAAAACCCAAGACAGUCUAUUUUCUGCACCAACGAAGUAUGUGAAAAGCUUUGAAAAUGAAGAGGGAAGAGGGAAGGGGAAAAGUAAGGUAACGGGAACAAGCCGGAGAAAUGAGAAGGGCAAGAAGGAUAAGCAUGGUGAAGUGCAAAGGGGUGGCUGGAGUUUUAAAGGUUUCACGUAUGCUUUCCAGAUUUGGGUAUAUGAAUUAAUUCCUAGAAUGGUGGACCUGAAUUACUGCAAGGUUGUUGAUCCGACAGCUCUUCUGCGUAUUUUGCGAUGGAGAACUACUAUGUCUGUUCCCGAUAUGAGAAAGUUGAACAAUUAUUUUUUCCAGAGCAAAGAGGAUUGCCCUGCUGUUGUCUCGGCAGAGUCAAUUCCUUUUUCAUGUGCUGACCUUGAUGAGUUGAACAAGGUGGUAAGCUUGUUGAGGUCUGAGUUUCAAGUAAAGCGGGAAAAGGAUGUUCUUGAGUUAAAGGUCAUACGGAUGGAAAAACUUUUGGAUCACUGUUUAGGUCCUCAGUUUGAGCAAGAAGUAAGGAGGGACCUAGCUUUACUGAAAGAGAUGACAAAUCGUUGUGUCAUCUCACAUCUAUUUAACAGAAGUGAGGAAAUGGAUGACAUUCGAUGGGAUGAAGGGCCAAGUAACAAAUUUGAGGGAGAGGAAAAGGAAGAGGAGGAGGGGAUUGAAGGGGGUGAAGCGCAAAGAAAACGAAGUGAGGUAGAGGAAGCUCAAAGGAAAAGAAGUGAGGGAGAGCAAGUGAAAAUAAAAAGCAUCAAGGGAGAGGAAGCACAAAGAAAGAGCAGUGAGGGAGAGUAA